UCAUAUCUCUAGAAGGGUUCUCUGAGGAGUGUUUUUAGAGGUUUCUAAAAAGUAUUAGUUAGAAUGUCUCUUUCUUCAAGUCCUGUAAAAUCACAGUGGUGAUAUUAAACCAGCUAGCCUUUCAGGCAGCAAGAAAUGAAAAAUAGCACUAAUAAACUCCAUUAAAAGCUCCUGAAACUACAGCAAAUGGUUUUCUAUAAACAAUAAAAGUUUAUAAUGUUGGUUAUGGAGAACACUGGGCAGCGUGUCGGUGCCUGGAGGCUUUAUUGGGGCUAACUCAGGGCACCUCAUAAUAAGGUACAUUCAAGUAGGAGGUUCACCCCAUCCUCAUGCCGAUGAUCACUGCUGUGGAGAUGCAGGAACACGUUUUUAUGUGGCAGCCUCUUUGGAACUUCACCUACUUUUUAAUAAGGUGCAUGUGCGUGUGUUUGUGUGCAAGUCUCGUGUCUCGUUUGGAAGCCACAUUUGACCAGAGUGCCAAAAACCCUCUAAAACUGGCAGUAGGUCCGUUUUUUCUGUCACAUCUUUCCUUCUCUCGGGCCCUUUAAAAAAGCUGUGGUGUCACUGGAAGUUCUCUAUCUCCUAUCUUAAAAUGCUACGCUUCAGAAUUGUGCCGUUUUAGGAACAGACUGGGCCCCAGCCAACUACACUGAGUUAAAUUUGGAGUGAAAUUUAGUGUUUGCGAAGGAAUAGGAAGCAGUUCUUUGGAGAGGUGACUUUAUUUGUAUGUGGCCAGGCAGUGGGGCCAUUAGGAUAGUUUCAUAUGGAAGUGACUGCUGGCCAGGUUACACUUAAAAUUGGGAAGGCCCUGGUAUCCAUGGGGCAAUGUACAGACUUUCUUGAAAAUGUAGUAGAUGCUUUCUGUUGUAUCUUGACUUCUACCAUAAUUUCUCCUACUGUUUGUGGAUAUUCCCAUACUGUGUCUUGGAGGAGCAUCAAACAAGUGCCAAAUCCUCAUGUCUCCCAAAAUGUGACAAUUUCAUGAGAAGGUGCUGGCAUGCAUGGACAUGCCUGGAGUUGGAGCGAUACCUUCAGACUGAACCACGGAAGAUCUCUGAGACCUUUGGUGAGGAUUUGGACUGCUUCCUUCAUGCCUCCUCAGGCUCAGAUGCAGAGGACAAUAUUCGACGACUGGAUCCCAUCCUUCUACCAGUGGAGACAAGUACGUGUGACAAAAGUGCCGACAUGGACAUUAUCCUCUCACGGGACAAGCUGCUGUCUGAGACAUGCCUCAGCUUGCAGUCUACCAGCUCUUCCACAGAAGGCUACACAGCUGUCAACCAGGCCCAACUCAAUGCAGUAACCUCAUUAACGCCCCCUUCCUCUCCGGAGCUCAGCCGCCACCUUGUAAAAACCUCACAGACUCUCUCAUCGGUGGAUGGCACGGUGACGUUGAAACUGGUGGCCAAGAAAACUUCACUCAGCUCCGUGAAAGUGGGUGUAGCAACAGCAACCGCGGGGACGAUAAAAAGCGGGCAAAGUGACAGUGAACAAGGAGGUACAGGGGCAGACGCAUCCCCAGAAAACAAGAAGAGGGUUCAUCGCUGUCAAUUUAAUGGGUGCCGGAAGGUUUAUACAAAGAGCUCCCACUUAAAGGCUCACCAGAGGACUCAUACAGGUGAGAAGCCUUACAAGUGCUCGUGGGAAGGGUGCGAGUGGCGUUUUGCACGGAGCGACGAGCUCACAAGGCAUUACAGAAAGCACACGGGUGCAAAGCCCUUUAAAUGCAACCAUUGUGACAGGUGUUUUUCCAGGUCUGAUCACCUCGCCCUCCACAUGAAGAGACACAUCUAAAUAUCAAUCAGUUUGGUAUGGAUGUCAUCUGAGCUGUGUUGUGAGAUGAAAGUGGAACUCAAGUUACAAUGUGCUACCUUGCAGGAGAAAGAACUUGAUCACAUGUAAUCCUCUGUACAGAGACCACAGGCUCACACUGUCAUGCACCCAAUUAUACUUCAAUACGUACAUUGGUUCUUCAUGCCUUGCCCCAGCUGGAUGGGAGAAGAUGCAGGCGAGGAAGUGGUACAGAGGUGAAGUCAAUGAGAAGGAACAGUUGCUUACAGUACUUCGUCUCUCUUGGAUUUGUCUCCUGUUUCUGCCAAUGGAAAUCAGAGAAAACAGAGGAGGCUUCCCUGCAGGUGGACGGCAGUAGGAGGGGCUUAUUUAACUUGCUUCUCAGUGCAACUCAAUAGGAGAAUAUGUCGUCUUGAAGUUGCAUAUUUGUAGCACUAACUUUCUUUUUAAAUAGAUGGGGGGAAAACAAUGACCUAGAAAACCAAAUCCCAGUUUGGUAGCCAAAAUUAACCUCUUGGUUCGUUUGUUCUUUGUCUGAGAAUUCCUAAUGUUCAGUGCGUCAGACUUCUCACAGACAGUUUGACCUGUCUUGGUUUUGGUUCUUCUUCCUAGAACUGAGCUAUUGAGAUCCUUUUAAGUCAAUACCAGUGGCCUUAAUGGCAGUAGACUGUGGAGUGACACUUGUGACACAAAUAUCCUCGUUCUGGCCUGAGUUUAUGUAGACUUCACGGAGGACUAUAUUUUUGUUGGUUGUUUUUAUUUUAAUUUUUAUUUUGGCUAUUGCACAAUGUAUGCACUAGGGACUCUGGAAGCUGCUGCCAUGAUGGCUAAGUGGCCAAGGGAUAAACCCCUGAGAAACAGCACCUAAUAUCUCUGUAGGCCUCACCUUACUGCCAUAGCUAGGACUUCUUGUUUAUUUGCUGAACAAAAAACUUUAAAAGCUUAUUUGGAAGCUUAAACAUUUUUUCUCUUUUCUUCAUGAACAAGUGAUCUUCAGAACUCCUUGUCUUCACCUGGAUAUCGGUCUGGGACUGGCCACACAGGCAUGACUACAGGAUUCCUUCCACAUCAUGUGAGCAUGUUAGCCACAACCCACAGUGACUUAGUGAUGAAUUUUGUUGCUUUUUCUUGCUGUUCUUCUAUUAACCAAUUUAAAAUAUUAGACUUUUGUUUGCGUAAAGAGCACCUGCAGACUUUAAUUUAAAGCUAAUGUUUGUUGAGCAUCUUACAAAAAAAAACCCAAGCCAAAAAUCCUACUCCAGUGUCUUGAGUGGGAAAUCGAGAACCUCUUCCAAGUACAGUGGCUUCACUCAGCGUUAGCCUUUUAAAGUCCUCCUUUUCCAUUCAUCAAGUUGAUGCUGUAGCCCACUCCUAAAUGAAAAAAUGUAACAGUGUGAACGGUGAAGGAAGGGUUGGAAUUUACAUACAGCAGUGAGGCUUUUCCAAAUGAUUGUCUAAAGUAUUAUUAACCUAGAGGUCCAUUUUGGCCUACUCUGUGAACCAUCAAGAAGUGGAGGUCUCAUGCUCACCUUGUCAAUCCUAUUGAUAAUUUGAUUUUGUUGGCUCAAAGUGGAUUAAAGUCUUCAUUACAAAAGAAAAACAAAAACAUCUAUCUUACCGUAACUUGCAUUUGAAACUAUUUGGCACUGGCCCUGACUCCAAAGACUGCAUUUAGGACCAUAAAAAUGGCCUAUGCAAGCAGGCAGGUGGUCAUUAGGUUGUAUAUUUUGUAUAUUCUGGGACCAUCCCUACAAGAUGUGUCUAGAAAUGAAACAAAACAGCACGUGGUCCACAAAUGGUUGCUGCUCUUUUAUACUGUAUUAGCCAACUGCCCUUCUUUGACUGUUUUGACUCAUUGACUGUUAAAUAUUUCCCUUAAUUUGUGUAUUGGGAGGUAAAACUGUACUCUUGGGGGAAAAGAGAAAACAAGAAACUCGAUAGAUGUUUAAGAGCCGUCACCGGGAUCCUUGGCACUUGAAUUCUCAGCAUUUUACAACCUUUGGUUCCAGUGAGAGAUUGAAUUUACUCAAAAGAUGCUGAAUUUCCUCACAGUUUUCACAAAACACUGUGACUGUCGACUGAACACUUUGGGGACAGGGGGGAAAUACGAUGUCUGGCCCAUAUGGCAUGAAAUAUGGACCAAAAUCUAACCAUCUUUUAGGGACAAUGAUGUAACAUUCAUAAUAAAAGCAUGAGAGAGAGCAAGAGAGAGAGUGAAAGAAAGACAGAGAGAAAGAGAGAGAGAACGGAAAUUGAGUUUAUUCCAAAGAUUUAAAACUAACUAUACUCUAUAUGUGUAUAUAUAUAUGCUUAUAUAUAUAUGUAUACAUUUAAAAAUUGCGGAGCACUGCUUGCUGACAAUCUCGUAUUUCUCUAGUUCUGUAUUUGCAUACUUUUUAUGGCCAUUCCACCCAGUUGUUCCACUGGGACUGAGGGCCCUAGAAUCCAAUUUGUGUUGGAAUAUAUAGAGCAUCCUGGCAGAUGUCUAAUGGGAACUGAAACCUCAGCUGUGUGAAACUGUAGAGCAUCCAGUCAGUGCAUUAGAUUAACAAAAGGAUAAGAGAAUCCUAGACUUCCAUUACUGUCGUGUCCUACAGUGUGUGCUCUCAAACCCACUACUAUGAUACUCAUUGGCUGUGAACCUGCAUAAAUAUCCUCCUUUGACCUCUGAACACAACUGCCUUUAGACAUGCUAUUACUAGUCUAAAAACCUUAAUUAUUAAGUGACAGUUUAAGUACCAGACUCUAUUGAAAAUGGAAAAAAUCAAGCAAGAUUGUUUAUUUACUUCCAGUUGUCAUUUAUGUAUGGUCUUGUUGACAUCUUAUUUAAAUAUGGUAGAACAAGGGCCCCAUGGAAAAAAAACAUGCUGAAAUGUCUGAUUAUUUUGUUCUAGAGGCAGGCCUACCUCUAAGUCAUGGAUCCAAAUAGCCUAAAAAAAUUAGAGAAAAGAGGAAUAAGAGACUUAACCAGAUUUGAGGUUUCUCAGGCUCCCUCUGUGGCAGGUUUUGAACUCUGAAGCCAAAUUUUGAUGUUUGGGACCAUCUCUUCUGUUUGUAAACAGAGAUAUUUUUCAACUGUGUACAUGGUGUCCUUAGUCAAUCUCUGGACUUCGGUUUUUGGGUGCUUAUAUACAAGUGUCUUAGUCAUUACUAACAUUUUGAACCACAGCUGGUAUUUGUAGGAGUUGGAAAGACAUAAUUAGUGACACAUUCCAGGAUUCGUUUUUUACAGUAAGUUUUGUUUCUUUGCAGAUUUUUAAGCUGUGCCCUUCAAACUUGUGUAAUCUGUUACAGCUGGAACCUUUUUGGGCCCUGUGUCUCCUUCCUAAAGUUGUACAGUUGUCCUCUAUUUGUAAACUAUGAGUAGAAACAGACUAAUGAGGAAAGGCUAAACCUCUCUGUAAGGCUUCUUGGAAGCAAGCUGAGGAUUGGGUUAUCCAGCUGUAGAAAGGAAAAGCUUAACUUUGUUUCCUUCAUGCUUGUUUUAUGCCUAUUUGCAAAAGAGAAGCCUUUAUAAGAAAGUCAGAUUGUGAUUUCCAAGGCCAUGGAACUGUAGGAUGAGAACAAAUUGAGACAAAAAUCUCACAAAUACUGUACACAGAAGAAGCAACUAAAGCAAAUGUGAGUUUUUGUGAAGAGCUGAAUAAUAUUUUGGAGCAGAGCAGUCAAUCAUAGAAUCAUGCAGGUGAGAAGGGGCCUCCAGAGGCCAUCUUGGCCGAUCUCCAGCUAGAGCUGGUUGCUCAGGGCCAUAUCCAGCUGUGUUUUAAAUAUCCCCAAGAAUGGAAAUUCAACAACCUGUCUGUGCAAGCUGGUCCAAUAUUUCACCACUCUUAUGGUUUAAAAAAAAUAAUUAAAAAAAAUCCAUGUGUCAUGUAGGAAUUUUCUGUGUUCCAGCUUGUUUUCAUUGCCUCUUCCACUGUGCACCUCCAAGAGUCUAGCUUCUUCUCUACACCCUCUGUUAGGUAUAUGUAGACAGCAAUAAGAUCUACCCUUACUCUCUUCUUCCUAAGAUUGGACCAUGUCUCUCAGCCUCUCUUCAUCCAUCACGUGUUCCAGAACCUGGUCUCCAUGGUGGCUGUCUUUUAGACUUGCUCCAAUAUGUCAGUAAUUUUCUUAUAACGGGGAGAUCAAAACCAGACAGAAUAUUCCAGAUCAAGAUGUGCUUCAUAUGUUACAAUGUUGAUAUAAUUCAUUUAUUCUGGAUUUUUCCAUUAUCCAGUUAAGACGAGCUAUACUGUAUGACAAGAUUCUAUUUUGAAAACUAACUUACGAAAAAUCAUUUAGGAAGUACCAGUAUAAAGAUUUUUCUAAUCAGAUUUGUUGUGUCUGUGUAUAAAAACAUGGUUAUAGAAAUGUGCUUUCUCUACUGCCGUCUUGAGGCCUGGCAUGCAAAAUUCUGUUUUACCAACUUAAUCAUUGCUGGUUUACCUUCAACUAAAAAAAUGUAUCAUUUUAGUUGUACAGUAUCAAUUACAAAGACACAUGAUGCUGUUAUUUUAGUUACUUUUUAGACCAAAACAACACUUCGGUGUGUCUUUGUUCUGUUUGUUUUCCCCCUUAGAGCAACCUAAAAUAUGACAUGUAUUUCAUAAAGAUUGGUCUAACAGAAAAGGGCAUUCCAGAGUCCAGAGUAUUUUUCAUUAUCUUAGAGUUGUUCUUUUUCAAUACCCAGUACUCAGUCUAGAAAAUUAUAUUACCUGGAUAAAAUGGCAAGUGAAGAAGAGAAGGGAUGGACUGAAAUCCUAGAUUCUUUCAAUGGCUUGGACGAGGCCCUGAGCAGUCUGAUCUAACUAAACUGUUUUUUAGACAGAGGGUUAAAUUAGGUGCCCUCCAGAGGUACCUUCCAACAUUAAUUUUUCUGUGUUUCUAUGAUUCAUUUCAGAGCUCUCACUGAUUAAAUGUGUACUUUAAAUAGUUCUUCCCAGGCUUGUGCUGGUGGAACAGACUGUAGGACAGGUCUGUAAGGUUUCUCUCAAACUCUGAGAGUUUCAUCCUUAUUAAACUUUAUAAGGCUUCUUCAUGAAGAACACUUAGGAGGAAAUCUUAAAAAAAACAAACCCAAACCCUUAGCAAACCAGCCUGAAGCAAUAUCAGAUCAUGAGAUACGCUGCAGCUGCAGGGACCAACCAGAUACUAUGGAAACAAGUUUGCUAGCCUGGAAGACCCAUAUGAUGUCUCAAAAAUGGUUUCCAGGACCUGAAACCUAAGCUAACAUAUAUUUCUAUAAAGGUGAAAAUAAAAUUAUUGGGUUUUUUCAUUCAUUCUUAGUUUCCUCAGACUUUUGGAAUUGGGUUUACUGUUUUUUUAGGUUAGCACACUUUCACUUAAUACUUGGAAAGCACUGACCAAACACAAAUGGGGAAGAAGAACCUGAAUGCAAGAGGAGCCCCCAGGUCCUUGCUUUUGGAACUGUUUUAACUUCAGGAGUAAAAAGACAACUAAUCACUAAGGGUGUAUGGCUCAAAUGGGAGUUGAUCAAUAUGAUAGUUGCAGUGACUGAGUGUAUCUUACCUCUGACCUUUCUGAUAUCUACAGAGUCAGGCUUUCUCGCUCAUUUUUACCUGGCCCUAGACAAUUUGGGCUUUUUAGCUGUCUCUAAUACAAAGGUUGCUCCUCCUCUUUAACAUAGUUUGUUUAUCUGUGUACAAAAGAGGUCAUAAUUGGUGCUUUUGACAAAACUGAUGAAAAUCCAAUUUGCUUAAGUGUUUCCUUUUCUCUGCCUGUUCCCUUAAUGUAUGUCAAAACCUAUAAAUCUAAAAAAUUAAAAAGAGGAAAGAUUUGUAAAUAAUUUCAUGUUACUAGGCCAGCACCCAGUGGAUCAAGGGCUUUUAUUCUUGAUUUCAUUCAGGACUUGGCACAUCCUAUCAUUCCAUCUAGUAAGACUGUUUUUAAGCUUUCAUAUCCUGGGUGACGCCUCUAACCCAACAAUCUUUUAAAGUACUUUUUGCUGAUUUCAGAUUGAAUUGCACUUGCAAAGAUCCCCACAUUUUGCAAAGAACAAAAAACAAUGCUUGACAAUAACUCUAUUUAACUCUGUCUUGAAAAAUGAAAAUUAUUUCCUCCCAAGAUAGUACAACUACUCAUUGACAAAUCUUGCCUGUCUUUCAUUAGCAUUAAAUCUACGCCUUCCUGAAUGAUCCUUUCCAGAUCAAGGUUGGAUAUUCUUCUUACUUUUGUCACAUUUGAGUCUCUUUUUAUUGAUAGUUUAGGGUGGACUACGGCAGUCUUUCUCCUCCACAGCUCUGCGCUGGCUUCAGUGGCAAGAUUUAGCAUUGUAGAACUGUAGAAUCCAGCCUACCAUGUACUAAGAUGUGUCUUGUAAAGCUGAGACUUUCCUCCUCCCGUAGAGGAAGAAGUCCAAGACAUACUUGUGCUAUAUAAGUUAUAUAUAUAAUGAUAGAGUUGUAUAUAUAAAUUAUAUACAUAAAAAUGUGGAGACGGGGGGAUAGGCUGGCUUUAUCACCUCAAGAAUGGGUUUCCCUACCUGAAAAUUUUCAAAUGCAGGCAUCAUUUUUCAAACAGGAUUUUAUAAUUUUCCUUAAUGCUUGUUAAUGGCAUUUUUGGUGUAAUAAUUGAAGUUGGAACUCUUCACGAUUUUCAAAAUGAAAGCUUUGAUGAUUUUUUUUAAGUGCUUUGGUCCUAACUUCUGUAUACUGCCAGGAAACAUUUUCUCCACCCUGUCUCUGUGUGGGUGUGGAUGUACAACAGUAUACUGUAUAUACCUACACAGAAGAGGAAACUGAGCUACUGACUUACAGUUUGUAGUAGCCAACCGUGCCUAUUGCUUUGAUUUAGGGAGGGCACUUGCUGUUGCCAUUGCAUUUUAGGAAUCAUGUCAGCUUCUGUAGAAGAACUUUCAACAUUGCUGGAAAAUACAUGUUGCUGUGUACCGUGAAUGAGUAGGCUGCAAAUGUGGGGAUUGGGAGGGGAAGUGGGAAGGGUUGUGCGUGUGAGGGCUUAGCACGUACACACUAAAAGCGAGCUAAAAUGGACAGAAAGGUGACAGUUUUAGCCUUUAUUGUUGGGCUUUCGGGGAAAUGAAAAGCUAGCACGCAGUCCCUGGAAGGCCUGAUGGCUGAAGGGCUGAUCUUUAUAUUUUGCAACAUACAUUUUACCCACCGCUCUGUAUUUUAAACCCCAGGCCUGUCAGAUUCUGGAAGUAGAUCAAAACACUGGUUUAAACACUACUUUGUUACCAAGGCCAUGUCUCUACCAGGGAAGUUGCCCUGUAUUAAAAUACCAAUCUAGUUGCAAUCACUUUGUAGCUGCACCUAUUAACUUGAUUGCCUGGACUGAGUUUGCAUUAGCAUCCUGUGCAGUUAAGCUGAAGUGUAGGAAAUGCUUCAAGCAAUUAGGAUACCUCUACAGGAAGGUUCUUGCACCAACGUAAGUACCUAAUUUUGAAAUCACUGCAUAUAAACCAUGACAACUUUUCUCUUAGAAACAAGGCCUUAGUUUAGCAUGUCUACUCAUCUAGUUGAAAAAAUAAUAAUGCAGUCUGAGAUUUUUUUUCUUGCUUUGCAAAGUGGCCUGUUUUCUUUCUUGUCCUUUGAAACCUUUCUUGCUCUCUACUACACAUUAGUUUUUUGUUUGGGGGAUAUUUUUUUUUAGCAACAACAACAACAAAAAGUAUGAAUGCUCCUAUUUAAACAAAAAAAAACAAAAACAAAACAAACAACAUUGCUUGAAGGACUUUCAUUUUGCACUAUAAUUUUUCUUUUACCAGAUGUGUCUGACAAGUGCAUUUUGGAGAUGCCCUCGGUCACGUUCUCUCAGGCCUACUCUGGUAUUUCUAAUAUAUCACGGAAGUACCCAAUCUUGUAGCCCUCAGUUCUGCCUUUUUUUGACAUUUUAUUUUUUUUAAGCUUUUUAUAUAUAUAUAUAUAUAAAUAUAUUACUUUGUCAGUUUUUUUGCUGUACAAAAAGUCUUAAGAUUUAAAAAUAUUAUUUGUAUUAUAUGAUGGUGGUAUGUUAAUGUUACAAAAUUAUUAAUGAAGAAAAAAUUUAUUUUUGUUACUGGUCUGUUUCAUAAUUCUUUUUUAAAUUGGUAUAUUGUAAGAUAUCUAUGCAAAAAUGUUAUGUGACGCAUUUUUAUUUAAGAAUGUAAUAUGUGUAAUAAACAGUAGAAUGUGUUUGGCCCAACA
This is a messenger RNA of Falco peregrinus (peregrine falcon), 9935 nucleotides long. It is a transcript of the gene KLF7, whose product is annotated as KLF transcription factor 7. Bases 982 to 1794 code for a protein of 270 amino acids. Gene Ontology annotation, molecular function: DNA-binding transcription factor activity, RNA polymerase II-specific; RNA polymerase II cis-regulatory region sequence-specific DNA binding. The transcript is spliced from 4 exons. Gene Ontology annotation, biological process: regulation of transcription by RNA polymerase II. The record is from RefSeq and is a predicted model, not a curated record. Lineage: Eukaryota; Metazoa; Chordata; Aves; Falconiformes; Falconidae.